Messenger RNA from Carassius gibelio (silver crucian carp), 1550 nucleotides. Its product is annotated as SLAM family member 5. Bases 306 to 1031 code for a protein of 241 amino acids. The transcript has 6 exons. Lineage: Eukaryota; Metazoa; Chordata; Actinopteri; Cypriniformes; Cyprinidae. The record is from RefSeq and is a predicted model, not a curated record.
GUUUGGUGCCAUCUAGUGGUACAGCUGAUGUCAUUUCCAGUGUGUCACUUCCUUAUAAAAGACAGAUUGAAACUUCACUGAAUGUUCACAUGAUCUCGAGCUUCAGCUGCUUCAUCAAGAGAAACAACAGCACUUAUAUCAUCUGAUGUUUUUUAAUGUCCAUCAGCAUGUGGUUUCUCAUUGUAUUUUUAAUCAGUAUGGAAGAUCUGGUGACCGGUGGAUGGGACGAGUUAAAGACAGUGAUGGAGAGAGAGGCUCUGACUUUGUAAACAGGAAUAUCUGAACUCAGAGGAGAUGAUGAGACCAUGUGGCUCUUUACAGUCGACAGCCAAACCACCCGAAUAGCACAGAUGUACCGUAGUAAAGUAUGGCUUCAUAAGAGACUGUCUGACCGACUGCAGCUUGACCAGCAGACAGGAUCACUGACCAUCAGGAACAUCAGCGUCAGUGAAUCUGGACUUUAUACGCUCGCUCUCACCAUCAAUGAUUUAAUCUCUAGGAAAACAUUCAGAGUCGAUGUAUAUGCACCGGUUUCUGUUCCUGUCAUUAGUGGUGGCUUAUUGGUCAAUGCAAACCAUGUUAAUGAAUUUCCGAAUAGAGAUUUCUGCUCUGUGUUCUGCUCGGUGAAGAAUGAUCGAGACGUGUCUAUCUCGUGGUAUAAAGGGAGUGAAAUAGUGAAUCAGAACAGCAAUCCUGAUCUCAGCAUCAACCUCAGUUUAUCAUUAGAUCUUCAUUAUAAUGAUUCAGAGACCUACAGAUGCACGGCUGUGAAUCCAGUGAGCAAUAAGAGCGUCCGUCUUCACAAGAAAGAGAUCUGCUCACCACAGGAAGCACCGGUUUCUGUGCCGGUCAUCACUGGUGGCUCAUUGGUCAGUGCAAACCAUUCUGAAGAUUGUGUGGAUCACUGUGGCGUCACUGAGGCUCUGGUUCGUCUGGUUCUGUCUGGUCUGGUGGGAAUCACCGCUCUUGGAUUUCUUAUUGAACAUCUGAUGUUCUGCUCAUCUCAGAGAAGAGCUGCUGCUUCUGUGUGAUGGUGAUACUUUUGUGAGACCAACCAACAUGUCAUACAGAUGACAUAUGGGGCUUUAGUUAUGAGUCAAGUCACCUUUAUUUCUAUAACGCUUUAUACUGUACUGGUUGUGUCAAUACUUUAGCUUUAAUAACAAAAGUCAUUUUUCAAGUCUCACAUUACUGUAUAUCAGAGUUAUCCUUGCAUUCAUAUUCUUUACAAAAUAACUCAGUUCAAUGAAAUUAAAACCUUUAAAAUGGAAAGCAGUGCCAGUGAAGCAGGAAGUGGUCUAGUGGUUUGUGUUCUCCAGUGGCACGCAAUGGUAAAACAGAACAAUACUAACAAUUAAAUGCCAUAGAAAUGUGUAUGUUUAAGCCUUUUACCAGUAAAGAUUUGAUAUUUUUGCAAAAAUUGUAACAUUUGUACCUCAGUAAAACAAAAGUUUAUCACACCUGCUGCAACCUUCAUAGUAAAAUCAUUUGAAGAUCUAGUCCAUUUAUCAAGUUAAUCAUCCAACAAAAAAAAGAGAAAACAUUUUUUU